Clunio marinus is the source of this 996-nucleotide messenger RNA. NCBI's taxonomy places the organism in Eukaryota, Metazoa, Arthropoda, Insecta, Diptera, Chironomidae. The record is from the annotation of a GenBank genome assembly.
AUAUUGUAAAUGCUUUCAGGUAAACAGACACAUUUUUACCCAAAUUAAAUCAUUUGAAACUUUGCCAAAUUUUUGCGCUGUAGGAGUGACUAUGAAUUCAAUAAAAAUUGAGAAAAUCUCGUGAGUUCUAUGUGAACCAUCGUACAAACAACAAGUUUUAAAAAAAAAAUUGUGAAAACUUUGUGAAAUUUUUUCUUACAUUCUUUCAACUAGUGAAAUAAAAUUUUUAAAGAAUAAUGUCGAACGUUCCUUUGAGAUUCAGAGAUUGGUGGGAUGACUACGAUCUUGAUUUCGAUUCAUCAUUCAGAAGACCAAGAACAUCUCGUUUAAUCGAUCAACAUUUUGGAACCGCACUCAGACGCAAUGAUCUGUUGAGCUCCUUGGCAAACACUCACGUUAGCCCUGUUCGUUCACCAUAUUAUCGCCCUUAUGACAUCAGCCGACAAGAUUCAGGAUCGACCGUCAAUGUAGAGAAAGAUAAAUUCACAGUCGUUCUCGAUGUUCAGCAGUUCACUCCUGAUGAAAUCAGCGUUAAAACCAAUGAUAAGUUCAUUAUCAUUGAAGGCAAACACGAGGAAAAGAAAGACGAACAUGGAUUGAUUUCAAGACAUUUCGUGAGAAAAUAUAUAAUUCCUCCAAACUACAAGCAAGAAAAUGUUUCAUCAACAUUAUCAAGUGAUGGAAUUUUAACAAUAACAGCUACUAAUCCAGCUACUCAAGCAUCAAGCCAAGAUAUGAGAUCAGUUCCAGUCGUUCCAGUUGGACCUCAAAAGGAAGCAUCUCAAAGCAAAACAGAAGAACAAACUUCUCAACCUAAAAUCGAACAAGUCAACUAAGUGUGAAUUUUAUUUCUCGUGAAAAUUUCUUUUUUUAAAUUGUGAAUGUCAACUUUUUUUUCUUCUUUUUUUAACGAUGUAAACGAAGGAAAAUUUCUGUGAAUUUUUUUUUGGAAAACAGAAAAUUAAUAAAAGAAAAUGUUUUUCUUUUAAAUCAAAA